AUGGCCAACAGCGCCAAAGAGCUUGGACCUGAACAUCACGCUGAAGAAGCCGGAGCGUCAAAGCUCUGGUCUGUUUACGUCGAUGAGGCCGAGCGAUACGACAAAUCACUUGUUGCGAGCUGGAAGAGCGACAUGGAGGGAAUGUUGAUCUUCGCCGGUUUAUUCUCAGCCAGUUUGACUGCUUUCCUCAUCGAGAGCUACAAAACUCUUGCUCCAGACCCCGGAGACGCUACAGUUCAACUCUUAGAACAAAUUUUGGCAGUCUCUUCCGGCAAUUCCACGUCUACACCAACGUCUGCCAUUGUCCAAACGUUCAAACCAAGCCUAUCAUCGCUAGUUUGCAAUGCGCUUUGGUUCAUGAGUCUUGGAUUGAGUCUGUCAUGUGCUCUGGUGGCAACACUCCUCGAACAAUGGGCGCGCGACUUCUUGCAUCGAGCCAACACACGAUCAUCCCCCGUCGUCCGCGCACGAAUUUACUCUUACCUCUACUAUGGUCUCCGACGGUUCAAAAUGCAUGCAGUGGUAGAUAUUAUACCUUCUCUUCUACACGCCGCUCUCCUGUUCUUCUUUUGCGGCUUGGUCGUCUUUCUGAUUCCGGUGAACAAGAUAAUUGCGGGACUUGUUACUGGGAUUCUGGCCCUGGUUGCCGGCUUCUACGCAUUCUUAACCAUUCUGCCCUCAAUUCGAUUUGACUCUCCAUACCGAACUCCAUUGUCGAGUGCGGUAUGGGCGGUGCUUCAAGCUUUCUCGGGACUACGGGGUUGUAGAUCUGAUUCAGUAGAUCUAACGGACCAGAUCAUAAAAGCAACGUUAUUUUGGUCGUCACACUCACCCCCUCACAGACCAAAUUCACAGUCUGACUGCGGGAGACAAAAAAGCAACUUGAACACCCUUGUCGACAAUAUGAUUGGCCGCGCGAUCAUGCCCUCGGACAACCGUCAUAACCGAGACGUCUCCGCACUCUUGUGGACGGUGAGCUCUUUGUCAGAUGACGAUGAGCUGCAGACAUUCGUAGAAGCCAUCCCAGAUGUGAUGUGGGGCCAACACCGUCAGCAUCGUCGAAAUACCGCAUAUAUGACCAGCCUACGUGACUCUGAAGAAGCGAACUUGACUUCGCGGAUCGCCGAUUUGUGGCGAAGCUGCCAGGAAGGUCCAUUAUCCGUUGGCGCUAGCCAAAGACGUCAGGUUGCAUGUCUUAAAGCGGCUUGGGCACUCUGUACCAUACCCACCGCUCCCAGAUCCCUGUUGACGGCUCCCUACACGGUCCCUUUAAUCUUGGAUCAUUUUUUGUUCCCUAUUCCCAUGGUAUGGGAUUAUCCUUAUUUUGCGUCCCCGCUCUACGAUUCAGCGAAGGCCAUGAGGAGCUGGAGUGGUCUUGCUUGGCUAACGACCUACCUAAAGUAUUGCUCCAGCCAAUUGGUUACGGCAGCCCCUCGCUUUCCUUACUUGGCUCCAGUCCGUCGAUACCUCAUGGAUCCGUCUCAAACUCACGAGCGUGGCCUCAACGAAGCGGACUUUCAAAGGCUGGAACGCUCCGAGUCGACAAUCAAUCCUCAACAGUUCGACCAAGUCUCAAGAGAAAUUUGCACAUCCCUGGCCCGCCGCUUAUUUCUGACUUUGGAUCUUAUCUAUCCCCCCGAUUACAAAGCCGAUUUUUUGACCGACGACAACCUCACAGAAAUUGAAGCCGAAAUGAUCUUAGUAGAUCUUGACAACCUCGACUCAGACAAACCUCGCACUGGCAGGCGGGAAGCGCGGCCGUAUGAUGCAAGAAUAAUCCCUCGUAGUCUUAUUGAAUACCUCCUACCUCCACAUCAACUGGGCAAUGCAAGUGAUGACUUCAAAGUGUAUCUCGUCAAUGGUUCCGGCAGUCGUGUUAUUGGUCAAGACGUCACUUCUUCGUGGUUCAACAACGAGAUCGAUGCUGCCACCGUCAACGCUCUGCUUUCGUCGAACCCAGAUUACCAAUCUGGUGCCCCUCCGCGAACUGGCUUGACAACCGGUCCAAAACUCGCAACCGUCGUUGCUAUUCUUACUGAGUUCCUUGAACAAUGCGUCCCAGACAUAACUCAGAUGUAUGAACCCGUAGCAUCGCUACGGACUAUCCUCGACCUCCCGUCUACGCAUCUCCACCAGACACGUUUUGCUCGCGCAAUGCGAAAACUAACUGACGGCCUGAUGGAUCCCAGAGGACGAGAUUUAGUUCGUAUGGUGUUGCAAAGUCGUAUCUUUGACCCCUACCAGGGACAAGAGCGUUUCCAUUGGAUAAUCGAUGAUGAUGCACGACAAGACAUUCUCCAAGCUCAAUCCUACAGUCAGUCGACUCUCGACAAUCGUCCUAAACACUAG
Mycena indigotica is the source of this 2349-nucleotide messenger RNA. RefSeq lists its product as uncharacterized. Lineage: Eukaryota; Fungi; Basidiomycota; Agaricomycetes; Agaricales; Mycenaceae. The transcript is spliced from 7 exons. The record is from RefSeq and is a predicted model, not a curated record. Bases 1 to 2349 code for a protein of 782 amino acids.